Molecule: messenger RNA, 1506 nt
Organism: Parasteatoda tepidariorum (common house spider)
Lineage: Eukaryota; Metazoa; Arthropoda; Arachnida; Araneae; Theridiidae
Source: RefSeq, a predicted model, not a curated record
UUCUGCAAUUCCUGAAAUCUAUCGAUUUUCAAAGAUUAACCUUCUUCGAAAUUUCAUUUAUACUCGAUAUCAACUAUAAUUCAUGCAAUAUUAAAAAAUAUUAUGCUUCAUUAGUUUAUUGAAAUUUUAAAAAUUAAUUUAUUGAAAUUUCCACUCCUUUACCCCAUUUUCAUUAAAGUAGAUUCCGUGCAUUUAAGCUCGUUUGAUAAAAGUGAUCUUCGUGCAGAAAAUGAACUUUUAAUUAAUAUCUGAAAAGCUUGUGAAAUUAUUAUCAUCCAUCAUCUUGAUCGAAAUUGCGUUUUGCCUUACACGAACCUUGCUUUGCAUAAAUUAUUUUUCUUCCAUCUUCGAAUUUAAUAAGUAUUCAAUCAACAACACUUCAGAAUCUAAAUAGUUAAUGAGGGCAAUUAUAUUUUAUGAGUUUUUUUAAAAUAUGUUUCCCUUGUGCUUGAUGGGUAAUUAGUCUUUUAUCACGUCCAAAGUGAAAUCACGAAAUAUCUGAGCAGUUAGUUGUGAUUCUCAGUGACAUGGAAUUCACUAAUCAUGGCUGUACUGAUGUCACUAAACCAUCUGGACAUGCCGGUCAUUACGAACCAUUUUGCCACUGUGAUUACGCAACUCCGCGUCGAGUAAAUUUCAAUUUGGGAGAUGUGCCCAGUACAGAUCUUGAACAACGUCUUCCAGAAGAUUUUUCAGGACCUUACAAAGAGUUCAAUCCACCCGGUGACAGAACUCCAGCUGUUGGCGAAAAAGAAUGGGGAGAUGUCCCCUAUUUGCCAUCUUACUUAGAUGAGGCUCAUCGCCAGAAAAUCCCUUCUUCCGGACCUCCCGACAAUCUGUACAGCCGUGGCCCGUUUUUUAAAGGUGUCAGCGAAACACACGAAGAGUUUGUGAACAGGGGUGGAAUCGAACCCAGGAAGUAUCACACAUUUGUACGCCACUACGAAGAACCCGGAAUGAAAUACGAUAAAAGCAUCACCCAAACUGAUUUUUGUCCACCGUAUCCCAUGACAGCUAAAGACAAGAAUCCGUGUCUUCAACAACCUAUUCAAAGAGAAUCCUAUUCGUCUAAGAGUCGUCGAGCGAAAAAUCCUCACAUCAAGGAAAUCGAGUGUAAAUCUGUUGAACCCAAACUCGUGUAUAUUGACGAGGAACCUAAAAGAGAUUUCAGCACAGAAACGGGUGAGAACUACAUCUGUUUUCAGAGGGCAAAAACCGAGAAAAAGUUAAUGGAUUACAGACCAUCUCCAAAUGAAAUAUUCCAAGAUUAUGUUAGAAGCAGUCACUGUGAGUGCCCCUAUGACAUACCUUAUCAUUUACAGAAUGCUGUCAUCGACUGCAGUUCAACUCCUCAUAAAGAUCUUUGUACCAUGUUGGAAUGUCCUCCAGAGCGCCAAAUAAUGAGCCAAGACAUCUCAGAAUAUGCGCCAGAUGAGAAAAAUGCUUCUCUGUCAAACAAAAUUUCGGAUUAUCCUUAUAAAUGUCAUUGCAAAUAAAACUAUUGUU